Tremella mesenterica DSM 1558 is the source of this 576-nucleotide messenger RNA. RefSeq lists its product as uncharacterized. The record is from RefSeq and is a predicted model, not a curated record. The transcript is spliced from 2 exons. Bases 1 to 576 code for a protein of 191 amino acids. NCBI's taxonomy places the organism in Eukaryota, Fungi, Basidiomycota, Tremellomycetes, Tremellales, Tremellaceae.
AUGUCACACCAAACAGCAAGAUCGUUGAAGUCAUCCACCUUGUCUGAACGUGUCCGUGCACCUUUUUCCCUCUCGCUGGACGUUCAAAGAGCCAACUCAGAGGCGGCAGGUCCUAGUACCCUUACGCCUCGUACGGCAAGGACCAUGGUCAAUGGGAUGAUAGCCUUGGAUCUCCAGAGGGGUCACAAACCCGAACCUUCUUAUUUCUCCGAUGAUGUCUGUCACCAUCAAACUCACAGCUCAUCCAGGGUAACUGCAGACCAGUCUUUAGCAACUAGUUCUGUAUCAUCUUCACCACAAAGCACCCCAAUAAUCCAGACAGGGUUGUUUUCUCGCGUCACUUAUAGUCCUACAGCGCCAACCUUUCUGGCAAGGGAGGGCAUCUUCAAGUUUGGCACAGAUAAGACUGCCUCCGGGAGUGAUUCUACCAAGAAGAACAAUCGCAAAACCUCAAUAUUCGGGGGAAUACUUCUUGACCCCACCAGUAACUACAAUAGUACAGACAGGGAGGGCUAUAGAACCUCUAGCCGUCCGGAAGUGAUUGACACUACUUCUGGCAUGUUUGCCAGUGAAUGA